GAAUAAAAAUUUGUUUUAAGAGCAAUUGACAUUUGUUAGCUUCACUCUUAUUUAUACUAUUACUUAUUUGAGAUAAAAUUGUGAUCCAAAUAGUGAAUUGAAAAAUGGGCGAAGAUUACAAUGGAGAUCGGGAUCGCCAAGACCGUGAUAAGGAUCGGGAUAGGGACAGAGAUCGUGAUAGGAGGCACAGAUCGCGUAGCAGGGAUCGCAGGAAACGUUCACGUUCACGUUCUAAAGACCGAAGAGAUCGGAAAAGAAGUAGCUCACCUAAAAAGAGUCGUAGUUCUAGAAGAAGGAAGCCAUCUCUUUAUUGGGAUGUUCCACCACCUGGAUUUGAACAUAUUACUCCUUUGCAAUAUAAAGCUAUGCAAGCUGCAGGACAAAUACCUGCAAACAUUGUAGCAGAUACACCACAAGCAGCUGUACCAGUCGUUGGUAGUACAAUAACCCGACAAGCAAGGAGACUUUAUGUAGGAAACAUUCCAUUUGGUGUGACAGAAGAAGAAAUGAUGGAAUUCUUCAAUCAACAAAUGCAUCUAUCUGGUCUUGCUCAGGCUGCUGGAAAUCCAGUAUUAGCAUGUCAGAUCAAUUUAGAUAAAAACUUUGCUUUCUUAGAGUUCCGUUCAAUAGAUGAAACAACACAAGCUAUGGCAUUUGAUGGUAUCAACUUCAAAGGACAGAGCUUAAAAAUAAGAAGACCACAUGAUUAUCAGCCAAUGCCAGGAAUGACUGAUAAUCCAAGCAUGAACGUACCAGGUACGGUUCCCGAUUCCCCUCACAAGAUCUUCAUUGGUGGUUUACCCAAUUAUUUGAACGAGGAACAGGUGAAGGAGUUACUGAUGAGCUUUGGGCAACUGAGAGCAUUCAAUCUAGUAAAGGAUUCAGCUACAGGUCUAUCCAAGGGUUAUGCAUUCUGCGAGUAUGUUGACGUGUCAAUGACUGACCAAGCAAUUGCUGGAUUAAAUGGAAUGCAGCUGGGAGACAAGAAACUCAUUGUCCAACGAGCUAGUGUAGGUGCCAAGAAUCCUAUGAUUGGUGCACAAGCUCCAGUUCAAAUUCAGGUGCCUGGAUUAUCUAUGGUGGGCACAAGUGGACCAGCUACUGAGGUAAAAUAACUUGAAUUAUAGUUAAAAUAAUAAAAAAGAAUAAAAAAAAUUAUAAUUUAAUAAUUACCUGAAGAAUUAAUGGAAGAAGAAGAAUAUGAAGAUAUUUUAGAAGACAUUAAAGAAGAAUGUAAUAAAUAUGGUGUAGUUCGAUCUGUGGAAAUACCAAGACCUAUAGAAGGUGUUGAUGUACCUGGAUGUGGGAAAGUAUUCGUCGAAUUUAAUAGUGUGAUUGACUGCCAGAAAGCACAGCAGACUCUUACAGGACGAAAGUUCAAUAAUCGCGUUGUCGUGACAUCAUACUUUGAUCCUGACAAGUAUCAUCGCAGGGAAUUUUAAAUUAUAGAUCUUCUUUCUUUCAU
Habropoda laboriosa is the source of this 1465-nucleotide messenger RNA. It is a transcript of the gene U2af50, whose product is annotated as splicing factor U2AF 50 kDa subunit. Gene Ontology annotation, biological process: mRNA processing. Gene Ontology annotation, molecular function: pre-mRNA 3'-splice site binding; poly-pyrimidine tract binding. Gene Ontology annotation, cellular component: nuclear speck; commitment complex; U2-type prespliceosome. The record is from RefSeq and is a predicted model, not a curated record. Lineage: Eukaryota; Metazoa; Arthropoda; Insecta; Hymenoptera; Apidae. The transcript is spliced from 7 exons.